Messenger RNA from Ichthyophthirius multifiliis, 499 nucleotides. RefSeq lists its product as hypothetical. The record is from RefSeq and is a predicted model, not a curated record. Lineage: Eukaryota; Ciliophora; Oligohymenophorea; Hymenostomatida. The transcript has a single exon.
AUAAUUAAAAAGGUAAUUAGAUAAGAAAUUCUUAAAUUAAGAAUUUGUAUUUUAAAUCCUGUUAAUUUUUAUAAAAUGAAAGGUUUUUUAUUAUAUAGUCAUGUAGAUAAUGGCGAUGAAGGUCAAAAUAUGUGUUAAUAUUUUUAUAAAGAGUUAAACAAUUAAUAGCAAGAAUAGUAAUAGGAAGAAUAUAAGAUUUAAAAAUAAUAAUAAUAUUAAAAAAUGUAAAACCCAUUAAGACCAGUACGUACCUCACAAAAAACUUUUGAAAAAGGAAGUGAUAAAUAUUCAAAUAUGGAAGAAAAUUUAAUACGUGUAUUUAAGUUAUUUAGAAGGGAGGUGGAAAAUAAUAAUUUAUUGGUUAAAAAAAUAGAAGAGCUUUAAAAUGAAAACGAAAAUUGUAAAAAUACGAAUGAAACUUUGAUCAAAUCUAAUUUAAAUUUGUAAAAUUAAAUAUAAUAAUUAAUUUAGGAUAACGGAUUUUUGAAAUAAUAUUAAU